AUGCCUCCAAAACCCCCCUCAGCGCGGCUCACGCAUUUCCUCAUGAUACCUCUCAUCACACCAACCUCAAGGCCACAACUUCGAUCAUCAUUGACAGCCUUUAGAGAGAAAGUGACAACUACAAGAACGUCCGAAAAUCCAGACGGUAUUCCAGAGAAAGCCAUAAGACCUCUUGGUUCUUUACAUCUUACACUUGGUGUUAUGAGUCUCGUGACACCGGAGUUGAUACAAAGUGCAUUGGAAAUUCUCCAGCGACUGGAUUUGAAAGGAAUUUUACUAAAAUCUGGCGCAACACAACACCAAGACGAUGAAUCGAAAGAUUUAGAGCCCCAGAAACAGACACCAGGCUUGACAAUUACUCUCCAAGGCAUAGAAAGCAUGCACGACCCGUCCUCAACAUCCGUCCUAUUUGCACCACCAAUUCCCUCCCCACAACUCACGACCUUCUGUCAAUCUCUCAAACAAGUAUUUAUCGACGCAAAACUCAUGGUCGAAGAUACUCGGCCGUUACUGCUGCACGCUACUAUCUUGAACACCAUCUAUGUUCCUGGUGUCCGAGAUAAAACAAAAGGAAAAGCUGGUCACGGAAAGCGUAAAGCACGUUUAACGAUUAAUGCAGAGGAGAUAUUACAAGAUUAUGAGGAUUUUGUGUGGAUGAAGGAUGUUAAGGUCGAGAAGGUGGCUAUUUGUAGGAUGGGUGCUCAGAAAGUUGAUGAUGAAGAGUUGGGGGAGGAGUAUGUGGUGGAAGAGAGUGUUGUGAUGCCUUGA
Messenger RNA from Glarea lozoyensis ATCC 20868, 768 nucleotides. RefSeq lists its product as uncharacterized. The transcript has a single exon. The coding region runs from base 1 to 768 and encodes 255 amino acids. Gene Ontology annotation, cellular component: nucleus. Lineage: Eukaryota; Fungi; Ascomycota; Leotiomycetes; Helotiales; Helotiaceae. Gene Ontology annotation, biological process: DNA alkylation repair; regulation of DNA-templated transcription. The record is from RefSeq and is a predicted model, not a curated record.